This is a messenger RNA of Morus notabilis, 1068 nucleotides long. Its product is annotated as probable cinnamyl alcohol dehydrogenase 1. Gene Ontology annotation, molecular function: zinc ion binding; oxidoreductase activity, acting on the CH-OH group of donors, NAD or NADP as acceptor. Lineage: Eukaryota; Viridiplantae; Streptophyta; Magnoliopsida; Rosales; Moraceae. The record is from RefSeq and is a predicted model, not a curated record.
AUGAGUUCGGACACAGCAAGUGGGGAUUGCCUUGGAUGGGCAGCUAGAGAUCCAUCAGGAGUUUUGUCACCCUACACAUUCACCCGCAGGGCUCUAGGCAGUGAUGAUGUUUCAAUAAGGAUUACGCACUGUGGUGUUAGUUAUGCUGAUGUUCUUUGGACCAGAAACAAACAUGGAAAUGCCUUGUACCCUGUUGUUCCCGGGCAUGAGAUUGCCGGGGUUGUGAAAGCGGUUGGUUCUAAUGUUCAUCAGUUCAAAGUCGGAGAUCAUGUCGGAGUCGGAACUUACAUCAACUCUUGCAGAGAAUGCGAGUUUUGCAAUAAUAACCUUGACAUUUAUUGCGAAAAGGGUGCGCUUUACACCUUUAAUGGCGUUGACGCUGAUGGUACCGUUACAAAAGGAGGCUAUUCCACUUACAUAGUUGUCCAUAACAGGUACUGCUUUAGAAUACCAGACAACUAUCCCUUGGCUUCAGCAGCACCUCUACUCUGUGCCGGGAUCACUGUAUAUUCUCCGAUGAUGCGCCACAAGAUGAAUCAACCGGAAUCUCUGGGAGUCGUUGGGCUUGGUGGCCUUGGUCACAUGGCUGUCAAGUUUGGCAAAGCUUUUGGCCUGAACGUAACUGUUUUCAGCACAAGCAUUUCCAAGAAAGAGGAAGCUUUGAAUCUUCUUGGUGCAGACAAGUUUGUUGUCUCAUCUGACCAAGAUCAGAUGAAAGCCCUUGAAAAGUCAUUAGACUUCAUAGUUGAUGCAGCUUCUGGUGAUCAUUCAUUUGAUCUCUACAUGUCGCUGUUGAAGAGUACUGGAGUUCUUCUAGCCUUAGUGGGAUUGCCAAGUGAAAUCAAAUUGAGUCCCUUGAACCUUCUUCUGGGAAUGAAAACCAUUUCCGGCAGUGCAGUUGGUGGUCCAAAAGAGACGCAAGAAAUGAUAGACUUUUGUGCUGCAAAGGGAAUAUACCCGAACAUAGAAAUCGUUCCAAUUCAGUAUGCAAACGAAGCUCUAGAGAGACUGAUAAAAAGGAAUGUCAAGUACCGAUUUGUGAUUGAUAUCGAGAACUCAUUGAAAUGA